This is a messenger RNA of Solanum tuberosum (potato), 1273 nucleotides long. Its product is annotated as elicitor-responsive protein 1-like. Bases 83 to 835 code for a protein of 250 amino acids. The transcript has 7 exons. The record is from RefSeq and is a predicted model, not a curated record. Lineage: Eukaryota; Viridiplantae; Streptophyta; Magnoliopsida; Solanales; Solanaceae.
UAGAAACCCUCCUUAUUUUUUCUCUCUGCUAAUUUUAAACCCAAAUUCCUCCUCAUUGUCGUCUCUGUCUUCUUCUACGUCUAUGUCGAUACCAUAUGGCAUCCAAGGCCAACUCCUUGAAGUUACUGUUGUUGCUUGUAAUAAAUUGAAGGAUACUGAAUGGAUUUCAAGGCAAGAUCCGUAUGUUUGCCUUGAAUACGGCAGUUCUAAAUUCCGUACUCGUACAUGUACAGAUGGUGGAAAAAACCCUACGUUUCAAGAGAAAUUUGUGUUUACGCUCAUUGAAGGGUUGCGAGAGAUCAACGUUGUUGUGUGGAAUAGCAAUACUGUUAAUUCAGAUGAUUUGAUAGGGAACGGAAAGGUUCAACUACAGAAGGUUCUCUCACAGGGAUUUGAUGAUACUGCUUGGCCACUUCAGACGAAGAAGGGCAGGCAUGCAGGAGAAGUUCGACUAAUAAUGCACUAUGCAAAUGCCAAUAAGCCAGCAACAAGCCAUGCUCAAUCAGGCCCUCCAUAUGUAACACCAACUCCUGGAUCAUAUCCAUAUUCAGUAGCUCCACCACAUGUAGCUUCUCACCCACCACCUUCUGGCUAUCCAGCACCAUCUCCUUAUUCCACAGCCCCGCCUCCUUCAGCAUAUUAUCCAGCUUCUCCUUAUCCCACAGUCCCACCCCCUUCAGCAGCAUAUCAUACAGCAUCUCCUUAUCCCCCUCAAUCGGCUGCUUAUCCUUCACCUUACUCAUCAGCUGCAUAUCCGCCUCAGCCUUAUCCACCACAGGGUUAUUCUUAUCCUCCAGGUCAAUACCCUGGAGCCUAUCCUCCACGAUCACAUUGAUGCUAUGUUCUUAAAUGCUUGGACAAGUAUUGUGCACAAACAAGUACUGGCUGAAUUUUCAUUUAUUAGUGUGGUCUCAUAUCUGUCUGGUAUUGAAAUUUCAGGACUUCUCCAUGACCUGUUUGUGAUUGCUAUGCUGAAACUGUUUAUUAUUUGAUGAAUCUGGAAAUUAUUCAAACGAAGCUUAUGUUUUGUGCCUGUACUAUAUAGGAGUAUUCCCAAGCGAAAUGUACAAAUUUUUUCUUGUCAGAUAGGCUCCACCGGCUUUUGUAUGUGCCUCAUAGCCAAAUGUGGAAUCACAUGAUGAUCAUUCUUUUUUACAUGGAACACUUUAGAUUGUACUUAUGUGAUUUUUACAUCCUGUUAGAAUUGUUGAUAUGCCAGUUUUUUGUAAGUUGAACAAAACAUAUAUAUUUUUGGGAAUCUUGCCUCUUGGCC